This is a messenger RNA of Pichia kudriavzevii, 900 nucleotides long. RefSeq lists its product as uncharacterized. The record is from RefSeq and is a predicted model, not a curated record. The coding region runs from base 1 to 900 and encodes 299 amino acids. Gene Ontology annotation, biological process: mitochondrial translation. NCBI's taxonomy places the organism in Eukaryota, Fungi, Ascomycota, Pichiomycetes, Pichiales, Pichiaceae. Gene Ontology annotation, cellular component: mitochondrial ribosome; mitochondrial large ribosomal subunit. Gene Ontology annotation, molecular function: structural constituent of ribosome. The transcript has a single exon.
AUGGUUUCUGUGGCACGCUUCAGUACGACUGCUUCUACCUGUGCGAGAGCACCAACGGGAUACAGAAUCAACCGGAACAUCAAGUUGAGAAAACCAAUAUUGCCAACUAUCAAUAACAUCACUGUCAAGGACGAUCAUCCCCUAUGGCAAUUUUUCCAUAACAAAACCUUUGUGCGUCCAGCAGAAGAGCUGGAAACCCAGGGUAGAGCUUGGACUGUUCAGGAUCUUAGAAAAAAAUCUUUUGAAGAUUUGCACGCAUUAUGGUAUGUCUGUUUGAAGGAGAUGAAUAAAAUAUUAAGAGAAAGUCAUAUCUACGAAGAUAUCCAAUCUUCCAAAGUUCAACAAUGCAUGAACUUCCAGGAGAAGCUAAAUAAUUCUAUGCUUGCCAUUAGACAGGUUUUAACAGAGAGAGAAGCAGCAUUAGCUAACGCAAGGGAUGAAUUCAAGGUAGUCGGUAAGGAUUAUUUAGAAGAAUUCAAGCAAAACUACUUGAACAGUGAAAACGUUGAAACUGAUGAAUGGUUUGACAAAUUGGAGAGGCUGCAGUAUGCCAUUUUUGGUAUUCACUCCACUUACGAGUCUGUCGUCAUCAAUGAAAAAUUUUUAGAGGGUGUCAGAUACAUCUCCUCGUUAUACACCGCUAAAUUUGAGACACAAUUACCAGAAAACGAACGAAUUGGUAAAUUGAGAGACAUUGUUGAAGUUUAUAAGAUUUUUGAAAACGGCUCAACUUUGGAGGGCUUUAAGACGGCGGCCGACGCUAUUUUCGAGUACAGAGAGAGUGAAUUAGUUAUUCCUCCUUCUAAAGAAAUUCAAGUCAUUCAAUCAUUGGUCAACGAAAAAAUUGAAGAAGCCAACCAAAUAGCUGAGCCUGAAUCUUCCCAGUCUGCACAGGCUUAG